Molecule: messenger RNA, 3762 nt
Organism: Anoplophora glabripennis (Asian longhorned beetle)
Lineage: Eukaryota; Metazoa; Arthropoda; Insecta; Coleoptera; Cerambycidae
Exons: 16
Coding region: 164-3640 (1158 amino acids)
Molecular function (GO): serine-type endopeptidase inhibitor activity
Source: RefSeq, a predicted model, not a curated record
ACCAAGAUAAACCUUUGACUUGCAAGUAUAUAUAAAAUUACCAGAAAGUACGGGGAACUACUACAGAUGUAAUUGAAAUAAUUUAUUAAUAAAAUAAAAUAAAAAGUUUUAAACAAAAGUACGUCUUUGUAGAUUUAAUAUUUUCGAAAGAGACUGACCUAGCAUGUAUUCCAAUAUUUUAAUAUUCAUCCUGCUUAUGUGGAAUACUAAGGCAACUUUUCAAGCAGAUUUUAUUGUUUUUAGACAAAAUGGUUUAAUUAAGUCAAAUAUCAUUAAAAGGAAUGUAGCUCCAGACGUUCCCAAAAUCAGAGAAUUUAUUGUUAAAACAUCUGUUGCCAAUCGUUUUGCAGAGACAACCGUUCUGAGUAAAGUUGAAAAUGUUGAUAAGUAUGCCAAACAAACAACGUUCUCUGUGGUAUUACCCGAAAGAGCGUUUAUUUCUGGUUUCUCUAUGGAAAUUGAUGGAAAAACAUACAAAGCUUUCGUUAAAGAGAAGGAAGAAGCUGAAAAAAUAUAUGGACAGUCUCUGACCAGUGGACAAACUGCAGCACACGUAGCUGUUAGUACUAGAAACUCCAACAGAUUUACCGUAAACGUUAAUGUGGAACCCGAAAGCAAAGUGAAUUUUCACUUAACUUACGAAGAACUGUUGCAAAGAGAAAAGGGACAAUACGAAGUAAUUGCCAACAUUCAGCCAGGGCAAAUAGUCAAGAAGCUUAUAGUUGAGGUAGAUAUAAAAGAGAGUAGAUCUCUUCUGUUCGUGAGAACUCCUUCCUUGCGUUCCGGGAAUGUAAUAAUUCAAAACAGUAACACGACCCAAUUGGACCCUUAUGCAAAGGUGAAAAUUUCAAAUACGUCAGCUGAAGUGAAAUUCUAUCCAGAUAUAAAUCGCCAGUUAGAGUUUGCUUGUGCAGGGUUAGGAAAUAGUGAAUUUGACGGAUUUGCUGGGCAAUUCGUCGUUCAGUACGAUAUUGAUCGUGAUCCUCAGGGAGGUGAGACUCUUUACCAAGAUGGUUUCUUUAUCACUUUCUUCGCACCACCUAAUUUGGAGCCCAUAGCUAAACAUAUAGUUUUUGUAUUGGAUACCAGCGGCAGCAUGAGUGGUACAAAAAUUAUUCAGUUGAAAGAAGCAAUGAUGAAUAUAUUACCAAAACUGCAUCCAGAAGAUCUGUUCAGUAUUGUUCAGUACGAAAAUUCAGUACAUUUAUGGGAUUUAAACUUGAUAUCUUAUGAUGUGAUCCCUGCGUAUCCCACUUAUGGAAGUUUAGCAAGCCAGCUGCAGCAAAGUGUUAUCCCGGAAGCAAUCUUAGCGACACCACAGAACAUUGAAAUAGCAAAGCAUAUUGUUAACGGUUUUAUUGCUGACGGCGGUACGAAUGCCAUUGGGGGCUUGGAAGUAGGGCUCUACCUAAUAAAACUAGUACAAGAACAACACCAGAGUCGUCAUUAUGAACCUAUUUUGGUAUUCCUGACAGACGGACUGCCAAACACUGGUAUUUCAGACCCUUCGCAAAUAAUCUCUUUGAUAUCAAAUAUAAAUUCAAAGGAAUACAACACCCCAAUAUAUUCUUUGUGCAUUGGCAGUGAUGCCGACUGGAAGUUUUUACAAGAACUAUCUUUGGCAACAAAAGCAGAACCUAUACGCAUUUAUUUAGAUGAUGAUGGAGGAUCUGAUGUAUCCACUCAAUUAAAAAGUUUUUAUGAUAAGAUUCGUAGUCCCGUUUUAAGUAACGUUAAUUUCAACAAUUUACCAGCAACAGCUCAGAUGACUCAGCUGCAUUUCCCAAUUUUCUUUAAUGGAUCCGAAAUAACAAUAGCCGGAAAAGGUGUUUCCGGCAAUAAUACAAAAGCCAUAAAAAUCUCGGCGAAGGGAAAAAAAGGCCCUGUAGAUUUAGAAGCUAAAAUAGGGAUACCUUUGACACGACUUGAACGUGUAUGGGCCUAUCUAACAGUGAAACAACUGAUAGAUGAAUCUCUUGCAACGAGCUUACAAAGCAAUAAGUCAGAUUUGGAGAAGUUGGCACUGGAAUUAGCACUGAACUAUUCUUUAGUCACUGAGGUAACUUCGCUAGUUGUCGUCAAACCCAACGAUACUAGUUCAGCAAUCAACGCAGUUGACGCUUCCCAAGGAAUAUUUCCGGAAUCCCCGAAUGAAUUACCCAUGUGUAAUAACAUAACAAACUGGAUCGUAACGAACUUCGGCACAGUGGAGCCUACAACUAUAGAAAUUACUACAGAAAUGACCACUGAGGAAAUUACUACCACUACUACUCCUGAUUAUACUACCACGGAAUUAAUCAUAACUACUGCAAAACCACCUAUAACAACAGAAUUUCAAACUACUGAAAUCAGCGAUAUAGUGGAAUCUAAUUUUGGUAUAAAGGUUCCAACGGUAAUGCCAACUACAACUACAGAAGAAAUUCCUAUAACCCAAAAAUUUAUCAAAACCUGUAACGACAUGCCAUUUGGAUGCUGCCAUGAUGGGGUUACAACAGCAGUAGGACCCAAUUAUUCAGGAUGCGAUCCUAUACCUAAAUCAGAGAGCUGUUCAUUGCCAUUGAGUGUAGGCUCGUGCAUUAAGUCCUCAAUGAAUAAGUAUACUAUUAAAUUUGCUUAUAGUAUAGAUCAAGGCGAGUGUCGUCCUUAUUGGUACGCAGGCUGUGGGGGUAAUGAUAACCGAUUUGGUUCUAAAGCAAACUGCGAAAAAUAUUGUGUCAAACCCUUGGGCACUGAUAGGUGUAAAUUACCCAUAUUUUUGGGACAAAUGCAACACCCUUGUGCAGCAACGCCAGAAUUAUUUUGGUUUUACGAUCAGAAGAAAGACGAAUGCGUAAAAUAUUUAUAUUCUGGUUGUCUUGGAAAUUCAAACAGAUUCUCAACUCAACAGGAAUGCCUACAAAUUUGCGCAUCGCCAUCUAAAAGAAAAAGGCCGCAAGAGGCAUGUUCCCUUCCAAAAGUCUCAGGUACUUGUACCAACUAUGAGUUACAGUAUUACUUUAGCAUUAAUAGUGGACAGUGUUCACCGUUUUGGUACGGAGGCUGUGGCGGUAACGAAAACCGUUUUAAAACUCAAGAGGAAUGUGACAAAAUUUGCAUAAACCCAAAUGAUCAAGAUGCCUGUUACCUACCAGCCGUUAAGGGAAGAUGUAGAGAAUCCCACAAGAGAUGGUAUUUCGAUAAAGACAGGAAACUGUGUUCUAACUUCAAUUAUACUGGAUGUUACGGAAACAAAAAUAAUUUUGACACAAGGGAAGCUUGCCAUAAAGCUUGCAUUAGCGGUUCAUCAGUGGACUUACAAGAAUCGUGUUUCUUGAAAAUGGAGGUGGGAUCCUGUUCGAAUUACGCUAUAAAGUGGGCCUUUAACAAGAAGGAGGGUCGUUGUACGCGAUUUUGGUACGGAGGUUGUAAUGGAAAUGAUAACAGGUUUGACUCUGAGGACAGUUGCAAACAAAUUUGCAUAAACCCUCCCGGUAAAGAUCGAUGCAAACUACCUAAAAUACAAGGGUCCUGUCAAGAUAAACACACGCGCUGGUAUUAUAAUAAAAAUAAAAAGGAAUGUAAAAAAUUUGUGUACAAUGGUUGCUUUGGUAAUGAUAACAAUUUUGUGUCUUCAGGUGAAUGCAAAAAAUUUUGUGCCUAAAAUUAAUAUAUCUAUUGUAUUUGUUAAAUAAAAAAAAACAUGUAGGUAUAGGUAAAUUUAAGUAGGUACGUAUUUAUUUUACUUCAUUUUAAGUAAAUAAAUAAAUGCAGUUUUUGUUAUUA